Striga asiatica is the source of this 1491-nucleotide messenger RNA. The record is from the annotation of a GenBank genome assembly. Lineage: Eukaryota; Viridiplantae; Streptophyta; Magnoliopsida; Lamiales; Orobanchaceae.
CGGAUGGUUUUACAAUUUCAAAUGUCUUCAUUUCCCUCCCAUUUCCUAAUUUCAAUCAAACAUCUCAGAACCCUAAAUCCCCAAAUUGCUCUUUACAAAUCUCAUCCGAACUCCAUUUGCUCCGAUGACCGCUCAGCCGCCCAAACCGCCCAAGCAACCGCCCAAAACACCGCACAAGCAAUGGUCGCUCUCCGAUUUCGAGGUCGGCAAACCCCUCGGCAAAGGGAAGUUCGGCCGAGUGUACCUCGCCCGCGAAGUUAAGAGCAAGUUCAUAGUGGCGUUGAAGGUGAUAUUCAAGGAGCAGAUCGAGAAGUACCGAUUGCACCACCAGCUGCGCCGGGAGAUGGAGAUCCAGACGAGCCUUCGCCACCCAAACGUCCUGAAACUGUACGGCUGGUUUCACGAUGACGAGCGUAUUUUUCUGAUCUUGGAGUAUGCACACGGCGGCGAACUCUACCGAGAGCUUCGGAAAUCGGGGCACCUCUCGGAAAAACAAGCCGCAACUUACAUCUCGAGUCUCUCGCGAGCUCUGGCGUACUGUCAUGAGAAGCAUGUGAUUCACAGAGACAUCAAGCCGGAAAAUUUGUUGCUUGAUCAUGAGGGCCGGCUUAAAAUUGCGGAUUUUGGUUGGUCAGUACAAUCGAGAAGCAAAAGGCAUACUAUGUGUGGCACUUUGGACUAUUUAGCACCAGAAAUGGUAGAGAACAAGGCCCACGACUAUGCAGUGGAUAACUGGACUUUGGGUGUUCUAUGCUAUGAGUUUCUAUACGGAUGCCCCCCUUUCGAAGCCGAAAGCCAGAACGACACGUUUAAAAGGAUUAUGAAGGUCGAUUUAAGCUUUCCUUCAACUCCUAGCAUUUCUGACGAAGCUAAAGAUCUCAUUAGCCGGCUUCUUGUAAAGGAUUCUUCCAAAAGGCUCUCGAUUGAUAAGAUCUUGGAACAUCCUUGGAUAGUGAAGAAUGCCAACCCCAUGGGCAUAUUUACGAAAUAAUAUAAUUGCCUUCGAAAACUUUUAUGAUACUGACUUGUGUGGUUCGUUGUAUGUUGACCGACUUACCAGCUUUGUGUAUUUUUAUGUAGCGAUGGAGGUUUAAGGUGAUAGCAUUCUGAAUGUUGCCUUUGGUUAUAUUUUGCUCAUCUGCUCUUAUAAAUAGCUUGGUAUUUGUGUGUUCGAGAGAUUUCUGAUGUAGAUGUGCGUAGUUAUACUUGGCAAUGCUUUCUUUAGUUAGUCUGAAGCUUCUUUGUAAUCUUCUUGUGUGUAUCCUUUUGGGCUAGCAGAAGUUUCAUAUGUUUCAUAGGAGCUGGUUUUUUCUUCAAUUCUUUUUUCCUAGCCAAAUGAACGGCAGAUUUGAUCCUGCGAGCGAUUGGAAAUAGAUUUUAUCCGGUUUUGACAGGUUGACACUUGGAAUAUGACAUCUCGUGAUCUUGAAAUCAUAACUUGUUCUUACAGAGUUGAAUGUUUUCAUGUUCGCUAUACUUUCCAUAGCAAAG